Messenger RNA from Penicillium pulvis, 2025 nucleotides. Its product is annotated as T6SS phospholipase effector Tle1-like catalytic domain-containing protein. The transcript is spliced from 2 exons. NCBI's taxonomy places the organism in Eukaryota, Fungi, Ascomycota, Eurotiomycetes, Eurotiales, Aspergillaceae. The record is from RefSeq and is a predicted model, not a curated record. The coding region runs from base 1 to 2025 and encodes 674 amino acids.
AUGGCUCAGCACGUACCGCCUUCACAGGCCCCGAAGCAGUUUGUGCUCUGUUUUGACGGAACUGGCAACAAGUUUGCCGGCGAUGAGUCGGAUAGUAACGUCUUGAAAAUCUUUCGCAUGCUGGAUCGCAGUAAACCGCACCAGUACCAUUACUACCAACCAGGUAUUGGUACCUACGUGACAACAAAGUCACUCAGCAGUCAUGGUCGCAUUCAGCGCAUUAGAUCCUGGUACGAAAAGGCCAAAGAUUCGGCCAUUGGAUCUUCUUUUGAUGAGCAUGUGAUGGGAGGGUACAAGUUUUUGAUGCGAUACUAUUCUCCUGGUGACGAGAUCUUCUUCAUCGGUUUCAGUCGUGGAUCAUAUAUCGCCCGUUUUUUGGCCGAGAUGCUCGACUACAUCGGUCUGCUCGAGGCCGGUAACGAAGAACUGAUCAGAUUUGCUUGGAAGACUUUCGCCAAGUGGCAACAACGCCAAGGUGAUUCUGAGGAUGAGCACGAGGAGAAGAAGAAACUCUUCGAGUAUAUGAAGGCUUUCCGUGAAACAUUCAGUCGUCCGAUCACGCGCAUCAAGUUUAUGGGGCUUUUCGAUACCGUCAACAGUGUCCCGCGAUUCGAGAAUGCCUGGAUGCAGCGCAGCAAGUUCCCCUAUACAGCCCGUAGUUCCGCCAAGGUCAUUCGUCAUGCAGUCGGUAUUGACGAGCGCCGUGCCAAGUUCCGUCAGGAUUUGAUCUCUGGAAAGCGCCCACAAGACAAGCAUAAGCACCACCGUCACCACCUUCCUACACCACACAUGCCACACAUGCCACACAUGUCACACACUCCCCACAACGAGAACCCCCUGGCACACCACGUUGAUACCCAACACCAUCUGCAUGUCCACCAGAAGGAUGCACCCCCGGAUGAGGUGCCGGCUAUCCGUUUGAAUGAUGAUUCUGGAACUCCUGGAGCGGAGAAAGUGGCCCCAGUUGAGGGAGUACCCCCUUCGGAAAAUCCUGGAUGGGGUCCCAACCCAGGCGAGUCAUACUAUCACUCUCACUCUCACCUUCACCCGGGCUCCUCAAACCAGGGUAGUGACAGCAACUUCGGAGAGAAGCCUCACCGAUACCGCGCAUCAUCUCCUCGACGAUCUGGUCUGACUGUUCCGAACGGAAGGGUAUCCGUGGAUGACUCCAGAUCAGUUCGCAGUGGUCAGUCUGGCCACCUAUCUAUCCAAGUUCCCAGUCAUGCCGGCGAUGGCUAUGACAGUGAUGAUGAAGAACAGGACAUUCACGAAGUGUGGUUCCCAGGAUGUCACGCUGAUAUUGGCGGAGGAUGGAAACUCCAAGGUGGAGAGCUAUGGGCCCUGAGUCACGCUCCAUUAGUCUGGAUGGUGCAAGAAGCCCAUAAAGCAGGUCUGGAACUGGAUGAGCGCAAGAUGAAGCAGUUCCAGUGUCUUGAGGAGUUCGAUGGUGACUACACUCCCAUCCAAGAAACUAUAGGCAACCGCCGCGGUAGCCGCAUCAGUCAGCAACCGGGCCAGGAUGACCCCAACGCCUACCGUGAAGCUCCCAAUGAGAAGCAGCGUUCCGCUGCCAGCCGUGACUUCUGGCAUGCGCUGCACACAUCCAGCACGAAGGGUCUCCUGCACGACUGUCUCGAGUUCAAGCAAGGCUUACCAACUACCUCUGUUAUCUCCUGGCGAAUCAUGGAGUGGCUACCGUUCCGUCGCAUGGAUCUCCAGGGUGAUGGUUCGUGGAAACCCAUUCGCUGGCCGCUGCCGCGUGGUGAGGUCCGGGAUGUGCCGCUUGACGCUGAGAUUCACGUGUCUGCCAUCCGGCGUAUGCAAGCUGACCCCAAAUACCGCCCUGGUAACAUUAUUGUUGGUGGCGGUGGUCGUGGUGUGCGUAUUGCUCCCACCUAUCUCGGUAUGGGAGAAUGGGAGGUGCUCAAGAACGAGGGUGAUGGAGUCCGCGAAACAUACGUGCGGAAAGACCAAGCCACCAAGUGCAAGGAUGAGGUGCCACACGAGCACGAGCACGCUCAAUGA